AUGAGGACCGAGUCAUUGAGAGCUACACCACAGGUUCUACCAACAGUGUCUCAACGCCCGGAAAUCACAGAGCUUCUUGGAAUUGGAUACCGACGUAUACCGAUUCUCGCCAUUGGCAACGACAUCUAUUGCGAUAGCAGGCAAGAGUUCCUGAAUCGUAACGCAGAUUCCCUCCGUCUGAAGGUUACGAUACAAUAUUUCCACCCGACAAACAUGGCGGGAGCAGAAAUACUGGCCUAUCUAAAGCGUUUGCAAGGCAUUAUGGAGACGUAG
Marasmius oreades (fairy-ring Marasmius) is the source of this 273-nucleotide messenger RNA. RefSeq lists its product as uncharacterized. NCBI's taxonomy places the organism in Eukaryota, Fungi, Basidiomycota, Agaricomycetes, Agaricales, Marasmiaceae. The record is from RefSeq and is a predicted model, not a curated record. The transcript is spliced from 2 exons. Bases 1 to 273 code for a protein of 90 amino acids.